AUGUUGGAGGAGCUGGCGGAGGGGGAGGUGGACGGGGGGCAGAGGGAGGACGUGGGGACGGCGGUGGGCGAGGUGGAGCGCAUCGUGGCGCUCAUCAACGUCGUGCUCGACGUCUCCAAGGCCGAGGCCGGCCGCCUCCACCUCGAGACCCUGCCCUUCCACACGCGCUCCUGGCUCAGGGAUGCUCUGCACUCCCAUGCCUGCGCCGCCCACGCGUGCAACCUCACCUGUAAUACUCUGGCGUUCAAGGCUGGAACCACGGCCAAUUCAGCACCUACCUCACACCCAAUCCGUGCUCUUUUUCCUAUCACCCGUUUUCCGGCCCUUGAAGCUUUUGCCCCAUCACUCUUGUGCUUCUCCACUGUCAGAUUUCUGUCUUCCAUUCUUCUCAUUAUUAACUCUCUCAUGCUGUGCCGCUCUGAAUCCCUGUGCGUGUGCCCAUGCCCAGUCGCGUGCCGUGUGGAUACGAGUGUGCCCGAGGUGCUGGAGGGGGACUACAUGCGCCUGCAGCAAGUGCUGGACAGCAUUGUGGGUGAGUCAAGUGGUGGACAGCAUUGUGGGUGA
Closterium sp. Yama58-4 is the source of this 564-nucleotide messenger RNA. The record is from the annotation of a GenBank genome assembly. NCBI's taxonomy places the organism in Eukaryota, Viridiplantae, Streptophyta, Zygnematophyceae, Desmidiales, Closteriaceae.